ACUAGCAUAGUAGUAGAAUGUGUAAAUUAAAAGUUUCAGUUUUCCUGUCAAUUGUAGUAGCUGCUUCGACUGCUGAGAUACGAGACAGGGUUACAUCGAACGACUAUGAAGUACCGUCAUCCCGUAUUACCGAUGGAAUCGUAGCUUCCUCCACCGACAUUCCGUGGGCUGCUGGAGUGCUCAUCCACGGCGGAACUUCCGGACAUGACUUCUGCAGUGGGGUGCUGAUUUCCAGAAGAUUCGUUUUGACGGCAGCCAAUUGCGUUUCAGGGGCAAACACCAUCACCGUGGCGUUGAACGCCGCUGAUUGGAUGAACGUUGGAACGCUCAUCAGGGUGUCACACAUUAAUAUCCAUCCGAACUUCAACUGGCUACUGGGUCGGGAUGACAUAGCCAUUCUCACGCUAAGUCAGAACGCUCCCGUUGAUGACCGUACAAUUCGGCCAGUGCAGCUGCCACGCCGAUCGGAUGUUGGUAGGAGGAUGGUCGACUGGGUCGUUACAACCGCCGGGUGGGGUAACACGGGUAAUCGAGAAAACGAACCGAUUCCAACGCAGCGCCUCCGGUUUACGAGGGAUACCGUAACCUCAACGCUCGUUUGUCAGUUGUCUUAUGUCUGGGUCAGAAGCACUCACAUUUGUGUUGCCACGAACAAUGGCGGUCCGUGUAAUGGCGAUGAAGGAGGACCAGUAACGGUCACAGAAGGUGCCAGAACAUUUUUAGUUGGUAUCCACUCGUUCCACUACAGUGGAAUUCGAGGAUGCGAACGGGGUAGAUCAGCCGUCAACACACGUAUCACCGAAUAUCUCGAUUGGAUACAGCAAAAUUCUGACAUUGUGAUUUCCCCAUAAAACUAUGACU
Molecule: messenger RNA, 861 nt
Organism: Toxorhynchites rutilus septentrionalis
Lineage: Eukaryota; Metazoa; Arthropoda; Insecta; Diptera; Culicidae
Product: serine protease 1-like
Exons: 3
Coding region: 18-851 (277 amino acids)
Biological process (GO): proteolysis
Molecular function (GO): serine-type endopeptidase activity
Source: RefSeq, a predicted model, not a curated record